Molecule: messenger RNA, 5806 nt
Organism: Molossus molossus (Pallas's mastiff bat)
Lineage: Eukaryota; Metazoa; Chordata; Mammalia; Chiroptera; Molossidae
Gene: GREB1
Product: growth regulating estrogen receptor binding 1
Exons: 31
Coding region: 1-5631 (1876 amino acids)
Biological process (GO): multicellular organism development
Source: RefSeq, a predicted model, not a curated record
AUGGGAAACUCGUACGCUGGACAGCUGAAGACGACGAGGUUCGAGGAGGUCCUGCACAGCUCCAUCGAGGCCUCCCUGCGCUCCAACAGCCUGGUGCCCCGGCCCGUGUUCUCCCAGCUGUACCUGGAAGCUGAGCAGCAGCUCUCGGCGCUGGAAGGUGGUAGCCGAGUGGACAAUGAGGAAGAAGAAGAAGAGGGGGAAGGGGGGCUGGAGCCGACCUGUCCCCCAAACCCCUACCAGAUGCACCCCCCGCCUGAAGGGUGCUGCACCACGGACGGGUUCUGCCAGGCGGGGAAGGACCUGCGACUCGUCUCCAUCUCCAACGAGCCCGUUGACGUCCCUGCGGGCUUCCUCCUCGUGGGGGCCAAGUCCCCCAGCCUGCCGGACCACCUCCUGGUGUGCGCUGUUGACAAAAGGUUCUUGCCGGAUGAUAACGGUCACAACGCCCUGCUUGGCUUCUCUGGGAAUUGUGUCGGCUGUGGAAAGAAAGGCUUCUGUUACUUCACGGAAUUCUCCAAUCACAUAAAUCUUAAGUUGACCACUCAGCCCAAGAAACAGAAACACCUGAAGUAUUACCUGGUGCGCAAUGCCCAAGGGGCUCUGACCAAAGGCCCUCUCAUUUGCUGGAGAGGCUCAGAGUUCAGAGGCCGGCCGACCACCGCCGGCCCUUGCUCCAGUUCCCUCUUCCCGCCGCUGGACAGCUCUGGGCCCCUGGCUGCCUUCUCCAGCGAGCCCACGCCCGGGACCAACGCCAGCAUUCCUCCGGGGGCCCCGCCGGCAGGACCAGCCUCUGAUCACCCCUCACUGACCGCAGCGACGAGCCCAGCUGUUUUCAACGGCCAAGACUCUCCGAAGCACCAGCAGCUGGUGAAGAGCAAGCUGUCGGCCGUGCCACGGCCCUCGGCGCUAGGUAUCUUCUCAAACUCCGGGCCCCCCAAAAAGCGCCACAAAGGGUGGUCUCCAGAGUCUCCCUCGGCUGCAGACGGUGGCUACCCCCAGGGUGGUGGGAACAGAGCUAAGUAUGAGAGCGCGGGCAUGUCCUGCGUGCCCCAGGUUGGCUUGGUGGGACCAGCUUCCGUCACCUUUCCCGUGGUGGCCUCCGGAGAGCCAGUGUCUGUCCCCGACAACUUGCUGAAGAUAUGCAAGGCCAAGCCGGUGAUAUUUAAAGGCCACGGGAACUUCCCUUACCUGUGCGGCAACCUGAGCGACGUGGUGGUGAGCCCGCUGCUGUACGCGUGCUACCAGAACUCCCAGUCCAUCUCCAGAGCCUACGAGCAGUACGGAGCCUCCGCCAUACAGCCCAUCUCGGAGGAGAUGCAGCUGCUGCUCACCGUCUACUACCUGGUCCAGCUGGCGGCGGACCAGGUGCCCCUGAUGGAGGACCUGGAGCAGAUCUUCCUGCGCUCCUGGCGCGAGUCGCACCUGACGGAGAUCCGGCAGUACCAGCAGGCGCCGCCGCAGCCCUUCCCGCCCGCGCCCAGCGCCGUGGCACCCGUCACCUCGGCGCAGCUGCCCUGGCUGGCCGGCCUGGCCGCCAGCUCCUGCAACGACAGCGUGCACAUCAUCGAGUGCACCUACUCGCUGGCCGAGGGCCUCUCCGAGAUGUUCCGGCUGCUCAUCGAGGGCAAGCUGGCCAAGACCAACUACGUGGUGAUCAUCUGCGCCUGCCGGAACGCGGCCAUCGACUCCUGCAUCGCCGUCACCGGGAAAUACCAAGCCCGGAUCCUCUCUGAGAGCCUGCUCACCCCGGCGGAGUACCAGAAGGAAGUCAGCUACGAGCUGGUGACGGGGAAGGUGGACUCCCUGGGGGCCUUCUUUAGCACCCUCUGUCCAGAGGGCGACAUUGACAUUUUGCUGGACAAAUUUCAUCAGGAAAACCAAGGCCAUAUUUCCUCCUCGCUCACUGCCUCUGUCACCAAGUCAGCGUCCCUGGAUGUCGGCGGGGCCCCGGCGUGCACGAGUUACAGUCUGGAGCCCCCCCACAUCCGGCCCUUCCAGCUGGCCGUGGCUCAGAAACUCCUCUCCCACGUGUGCUCCAUUGCCGACUCCAGCACCCAGAGUCUGGACUUAGGGUCCUUCGAGAAGGUGGACUUUCUGAUUUGUAUUCCCCCCUCGGAAGUGACCUACCAGCAGACCCUGUUCCACGUCUGGCACUCAGGGGUUUUACUGGAGCUUGGCUUGGACAAGGAGCACAUGACCAAGCAGAGGGUGGAACAGUAUGUUCUGAAGCUGGAUGCCGAGGCACAGACAAAAUUUAAGUCCUUUCUGCAAAACUCCUUUCAGAAUCCGCACACGCUCUUCGUCCUCAUCCACGACCAUGCCCACUGGGACCUUGUGAGUAGCGCUGUUCAUAAUCUCUACUCCCAAAGCGACCCGUCCGUGGGACUGGUGGACAGACUGCUCAACUGCAGGGAGGUGAAGGAGGCCCCCAACAUCGUGACCCUGCACGUGACCUCCUUCCCGUAUGCGCUGCAGACGCAGCACACUCUGGUCAGCCCGUACAACGAGAUCCACUGGCCCGCCUCCUACAGCAACGGAGCGGACUUAUAUCCUGAGAACAAGAAGUACUUCGGGCUGUCGGAGUUCAUCGAGUCGACCCUCUCAGGGCACAGUCUCCCCUUGCUCAGAUACGACAGCUCCUUCGAGGCCAUGGUCACUGCGCUGGGGAAAAGGUUCCCCCGGCUGCACAGCGCGGUCAUCAGGACCUUCGUCCUGGUGCAGCACUAUGCCGCGGCCAUGAUGGCCGUGAGCGGCCUCUCGCAGAUGAAGAACUACACGUCGGUGGAGACGCUGGAGAUCACCCAGAACCUCAUCAACGCGCCCAGGCAGUGCCCCUGCGGCCACGGGCUCAUGGUCCUGCUGCGGGUGCCCUGCUCGCCGCUGGCGGCCGUGGCCUACGAGCGCCUGGCCCACGUGCGCGCGCGGCUGGCUCUGGACCAGCACUUCGAGAUCAUCCUGGGCAACCCCAGCUCGGGCAUCACCGUCGGGAAGCACUUCGUGAAGCAGCUCAAGAUGUGGCAGAAAAUUGAGGACGCAGAAUGGAGACCUCAGACUUACUUGGAGUUGGAGGGCCUGCCUUGCAUCCUAAUCUUCAGUGGGAUGGACCCGCAUGGGGAAUCCUUACCAAGGUCUCUGAGGUACUGUGACCUGCGUCUCAUAAACUCCUCCUGCUUGGUGAGGACGGCACUGGAACAGGAGCUGGGCCUGGCUGCCUACUUCGUGAGCAACGAGGGGCCCCUGGAGAAGGGGCCCCGGAACGAGGGCUUGGAGAGCGACGCAGAGAAGCCGAGCAGCACUGACAACGAGGAUGAGGAGCUGGUGACGGAAGGCUCCACCUCAGAGAAGAGGAGCCCCGUGAAGAGAGAAAGGUCCCGCUCCCAUGAUUCUGCGUCCUCGUGUCGCUCCUCGAAGGCAUCCAGCUCGGCGCUCUGUGGCGAGACCUCGGCUCAGCCUGGGGGGCCCUUGCCGGGGGAGCAGACCAGAUCCCCACAGCCCUGCGGCCCUGUAGAGGAGGGCAGAGGCCCUGGUGACAAACAGAGGCUCCGAGCCGGUCAGGGGCCACCAGCAGCCACCAGCAGGCACAGCCCUGGGCUGGCCCCCCAGCCUGACUCCAGCCUGAGGACCAGCCAGAGGAGCGUCCAGGUGUCGGCCACCUCCUCAUCCCAGCUCUCCUCGUCGGGCUCGUCUUCCUCGCCCAUGGUGCCGGCUGCUGGCACCCUCGUCCUGCAGGCCACCCAGUGCUCCAUGACCAAGGCCUGCCAGCAGCCGCCUGUCGUCUUCCUGCCCAAGCUGGUGUACGACAUGGUCACGUCCACUGACAGCAGUGGCCUGCCCAAGGCCGCCUCCCUGCUGCCCUCCCACUCGGUCAUGUGGGCCAGCUCCUUUCGGCCCCUGCUCAGCAAGACGAUGACGUCCACGGAGCAGUCCCUGUACUACCGGCAGUGGACAGUGCCCCGGCCCAGCCACAUGGACUACGGCAACCGUGCCGAGGGCCGCGUGGACGGCUUCCACCCUCGCCGGCUGCUGCUCAGCGGGCCCCCACAGAUCGGGAAGACGGGCGCCUACCUGCAGUUCCUCAGCAUCUUGUCCAGGAUGCUCAUCCGGCUGACGGAGGUGGAUGUUUACGACGAAGAGGAGAUCAACAUCAACCUCAGAGAAGAAUCCGACUGGCACUACCUCCAGCUCAGCGACCCCUGGCCGGACCUGGAGCUCUUCAAGAAGUUGCCUUUUGACUACAUUAUUCACGACCCGAAGUAUGAAGACGCCAGCCUGGUUUGUUCACACCACCAGAGCAUAAAGAGAGAAGGCAGAGAGCCGUCCAGAAAGCCAGAUGACCUGUACGUGCGGCGCCACACGGCGCGGAUGCGGCUGUCCAAGUACGCGGCGUACAACACGUACCACCACUGUGAGCACUGCCACCAGUACAUGGGCUUCCACCCCCGCUACCAGCUCUAUGAGUCCACCCUGCACGCCUUUGCCUUCUCUUACUCCAUGCUAGGAGAGGAAGUCCAGCUGCACUUCAUCAUCCCCAAGUCCAAGGAGCACCACUUUGUCUUCAGCCAACCCGGAGGCCAGCUGGAGAGCAUGCGGCUGCCCCUCGUCACGGACAAGAGCCAGGAAUAUAUAAAAAGUCCGACGUUCACCCCGACAACUGGCCGGCACGAACACGGGCUCUUUAACCUGUACCACGCCAUGGAUGGAGCCAGCCAUCUGCAUGUGUUGGUGGUCAAGGAGUACGAGAUGCCGAUCUAUAAGAAGUACUGGCCCAACCACAUCAUGCUGGUUCUCCCCAGCACCUUCAACAGCGCCGGAGUUGGUGCCGCCCACUUCCUGAUCAAGGAGCUGUCUUACCACAACCUGGAGCUGGAGCGGAACCGGCAGGAGGAGCUGGGCAUCAAGCCGCAGGACAUCUGGCCGUUCAUCGUGAUUUCUGAUGACUCCUGCGUGAUGUGGAACGUGGUGGACAUCGACGGGGGCGGGGAGAGAAGCAGGUUCCUAUGUGACGACGUGGACUUCAACCUCCGGGUGCACAGCGCCGGCCUCCUGCUCUGCCGGUUCAACCGCUUCAGCGUGAUGAAGAAGCAGAUCGCGGUGGGCGGGCACCGGUCCUUCCACAUCACCUCCAAGGUGUCCGACAACCCCGUGGCCAUCGUGCCAGCCCAGUACAUCUGCGCCCCGGACAGCAAGCACACGUUCCUGGCGGCCCCCGCGCAGCUGCUGCUGGAGAAGUUCCUCCAGCGCCACGGCCACCGCUUCUUCCCGCUGUCCCUGAAGAAUCACGCCCACCCCGUGCUCUUAGUCGACUGCUACCUUGACCUGGGGUCUCAGAUCUCGGUGUGUUACGUGAGCUCCAGGCCUCACUCCUUAAACAUCAGCUGCGCUGACUUCAUGUUCAGCGGACUCCUGCUCUACCUCUGUGACUCCUUCGUGGGAGCCAGCUUCUUGAAAAAGUUUCAUUUUCUGAAAGGCGCGACCUUGUGCGUGAUCUGCCAGGACCGGAACUCACUCCGCCAGACGGUGGUCCGCCUGGAGCUGGAAGACCAGUGGCAGUUCCGACUGCGCGACGAGUUCCAGACCGCCAACGCCAAGGAGGACCGGCCGCUCUUUUUUCUCACCGGACGACACAUCUGAGGGCCACACCAGCAGGUUUUUCGGGAAGAGUGGAGCCUUCGGAACCUCAUGCUGUUGAGGCUAAAGGAAGAAUUAGAACCACGGGGUAUUUGAACUGAACCGGGCCCCAGAGACUGUCUUGUGCAAACCGCUUGUGGUGUGCCAGGACCAAGGCCCAGAGAUGAGGGAGACGUUC